This is a messenger RNA of Onthophagus taurus, 1545 nucleotides long. Its product is annotated as dnaJ homolog subfamily C member 28. NCBI's taxonomy places the organism in Eukaryota, Metazoa, Arthropoda, Insecta, Coleoptera, Scarabaeidae. The record is from RefSeq and is a predicted model, not a curated record.
UAGUAAUUGUUAUUCAUAGGUGGCGCUGUUCAUCAAAACAAGUUAAAUGUCAAAGUGAUUUUUACCGAAAUAAAACGAGGUUUAUUUGGAAUAUCCCGUUAAAUAAGGUAAUGUAUCUUAAAUUUAUCGUUAAAACACGAUUUCGAUUGUAAUUAAUCAUUGUUUUAUGCCGAAAUAAAACGAUUAGGUUGUUGACGUUUCUUGACAUUGAAUUACAUCGGUAAUUACGUCCAUAACUAAUUAAAAUAGAAAUAGUAACAUUAUAACAUAUUAGGUACAAUUUUGACAAAUAUCUCUCUUUUAAGAUAUUUUUGUAAACGUCAGCUAAAAUUCAUCGUAACAUAUUUCAUAUGUCGGAUCAUUUCAACGUGAUAUAAACAAAUUUAUUUGUUGAUACGCGGGUUAAAUGGCUCUUUAUGUUUUAAAUAAAAUUCCUACCAUAAAAAUGUGCAAACACCUUUGUUGUAAAGGAUAUUAUUCAACAAAACCUUUAUUAACGCAAUUAGAUUACAAAAAAUGUUAUCAAGUUUUAGAAAUACCCGAAGACAGCGACCAAGAGCAUAUUCGACAAGCCUAUAUAACGUUGGUGAAAAAGUACCACCCAGAUAGAGGUGAAGGAAACGAUGAUAAAUUCAAAGAAAUCGAUGUAGCGUUUAAGACUUUAAUGGAUAAAAAAUCGAAAGAACGAUGGGAUGUUGAAAUCGAUGAGUCCCCCGAUGCUCAAGAAUACGAUAUUAAGCACACAGCGCCUCAACAUAGACAAUUUUUAAGUUACGAAGGUAUCGGAACUGGCACCGUUUUUCAACGGGAGAAGCAAUACUCGAAAUUAAAAGCGAUGCAAGCAGCCGUUAACGUUCUUUCGCAUCGUAUGCAAAAAGCGGCUGCGGAAGAAAAAGCUUUGAUGCAAAAAUCAUCGUUGAAACACAAAAUUAAAACUAAAUAUGGCUACGAGAGGUUGGUCGAAGAUCUGAUACAAGAAGCGAUAUCAAAAGGGCAAUUUAGUAACUUAUCUGGAAGUGGAAAACCGCUAAAAAACAUUCACGAUAAAAAUCCUUACGUCGAUUUUGUUACUCAUAAAAUAAACGAGAUUUUAAUCGAAAAUGGAUUCACCCCCGAGUGGAUUACCUUGCAAAAAGAGAUCCGACAAGAUAUGGGGGUCCUCAAAGAUAGUUUAUUGAUGGAAAGGAAACAAAUUGGCCCAAUUCCUUUAAGCAACGACGAUAAAUACAUUUGGAGUGAUGUUGUCGAGAGGCAUCGGAUUUUGGUUGAUGCGAUUAAUAAAAAAAUUACCAAGUAUAAUUUAGUCGUACCUGUUUUAACCAAGCAAAUGUUUUUAAUUGACAUUUUAAAGGAGUCGGAGAAAAUUUUAGAAACCGGGUUGAAUAACACUCAAGUUCCCCCAGAAAAUCAUCAAAAUGACAGUUCUAACCUCCAAAAUGAUACUUCUUCGUUAUUUGGGUUUAUAGAUAGCCUAUUUAAUAAGAAGUAAAAGAAAUAAGUUAAUAAUAGUUAGAAUUAUUUAUUUUAUUGUUUAAAAAAUUAAAU